AUGGCGGCCACAUCAGUUCCUCUUUUUUCGCCCUCUUCACAACCUGAUUUGGAAAAUAUGGAGGCCGAUAACCAAAUGAAUGAGUUUUCAUUCGGUCCUCCUAUGAGUCAAGAUGCCUCCAUGUACUCAGGAUCGAUUGAGCAACAGGAAGAAUUCAUGGAAAGUGGUAGAAAAGUUGACGAAUCGAAUGGAGGCCCUCGGUACAGAUUCCCUUUCUAUUCGCAAAUUUUCAAUAAGAAAAACUACGAUUGGUUAUUGGAAGUGGAUCAAUCGGGUGAUGAUGAUGAUUUCAUCAAGCCCUUGCUGUAAGUGAAUUUGUAGUAUAUCAAUAAUGCGUGGCUUUGUCGCUUCGUUUGUGUUUGUUAUGUAGAAUCGAAUUUGAACAGAACCCAAAUUUAAUUUUAAUUGAAAGCAAGGCGUAUAUUUGACUUCGUGGAUUUUCAGUUCGUUCCUUACGCAAUUUUAUUUAUGCGUGUAAAAUUUACUAUUAUAGAAAUUUAUACGCAUAAUUUAUAUUUGAAUAUUGCUCGUAUUUUAUUCUUACGGAGGUUAUAUAUGAAAAAGAAAUUUCAUCACUGAUUUUGGGGUGGCUGAAGGGUAUCUGGUGAUUUCGCCAACGAGUGAUUUCGCCAACGUCACGUUCGCCAACGUCUUAGGUCGCUUCGCCAAAGCGAAAAGUCGCUUCGCCAACGUCCUACUGGUCACUUCGCCAAUGUUUUAGUUUACUCUAAAUAAAAAUUUACUAUUACAUUACUGAGCUGACUUGAUUUCCCUGUUCGAACUUAGUUUCCUUCCGUUAUUUUGUUCGGACUUAGUUUCCUUCUCUUGUAUGCGCAACUUAAAACACAGUGGGCCCACAUAAAUGCACGGCACGCCACGCAUCACCGGCGCUACAUGUUGCUGAAUUUAACUUAGAGCAAUAAAGUCGUGUGUGUGCAACCUUUUCCUUAAGUUCUUCUAUAAGGUUUAUUUGUCGAUAACAGAGAUUUAUAUAAUUACCUUUGAGACUUCUAGAACAGAGAUUUAUAUAAAGAAACUGGUGCGUGUACAAGAAGCCCGUCCGCACAAAUAACAACCUGGAAGGCUGGCAUAACGCCCUCAAUCGCAGAGCUGGAGGACAAUGCAGUUUGCCCUUUUACCUUUUAAUUGAGUUACUUGAUCGGGAGGCAAAACUCACAGCUAUUACAAUCAGGCUGGUCUCUGACAACAAACUGAAACAAAUUCAACGACAAACAACAAAAAACAUUCAGGCAAAACUAUUCGCAAGUUGGGAGAAGUAUGGGAACAACAAGAAAACUGCUGCUCAACUACUCAGGACGUGCUCGCGUUUGAAUGGACCAGUGCGCUCUAACUGAUCAUGAACGAACUGAACUAGCAUGAAGUAAGCUGAGAAUCAGAAGGUUUUGUAAAUAGGUUUUGACUAAAGCAUUUUUUUGAAUCAGAAGGUUUUGUAAAUAAGUUUUGCAUUGAAAAUAUUUUGUGAAUCAGAAGGUUUUGUAAAUAGGUUUUGACUAAAACAUUUUUUUGAAUCAGAAGGUUUUGUAAAUAAGUUUUGCAUUGAAAAUAUUUUGUGAAUCAGAAGGUUUUGUAAAUAGGUUUUCCACUAAUAUAUUUUGCACUCGUAAAUAUUUAUAAAAGUUCGUUGUAAUUAAAAUGUUGUUGAUAUUAUACUUGUUAUAUUUUAUUUACCGCGAUUUAUUAUUUACUAUUCAUAUCUAUUUAUUAUACUUGUUAUAUUUUAAAUUACCGCAAUGUUAGUGCUCACACGCCGGCUUUUUCUGGAUCUGUCAAAAAUAUGCAAAUUGUUUAGAAGUCAGCCAAGCGAAACUAGCAUUAACUUAAAAAUGUUCUGACCCAAGUAUCAGCAUUUCAUCCGAAGCAUCAGUAAGCACCCUUUUUACUAAGUUAUUACUAGAUAUUUGGCGUUGGCGAAGUGACCAGUAGGACGUUGGCGAAGCAACUCAUCGCGUUGGCGAAGCGACCAAAGACGUUGGCGAACGUGACAUUGGCGAAAUCACUCAUUGGCAAAAUCACCGCAAUUCGGCUGAAGAGUAACUCUUCCACAAAUUGAAAGAUGUUUGAUUUUUUCUUUUGAUCUUCCUGGUGUACUAUGAGAGUGAACAGAGAGUUAGCCUUGUGUACAAGUGAAGAUGGUAUUUCAUGGUGACUAGAAUCUAUGGAUUGUUUGUUUGGGAAUAAUAGGGCAAAAUUUCAUAGGAGAAGUACGAGAGUUAUUGUAACCCCUCCUUGUAAGAUCUGAUUUUUCAUUUUUUCUUUGCGUGUGAGCAGGCAGAAGUUAGGUUGGAAUUUUAUGAGUGACAGAUUUCUAUCUUUUACACUAAUCUUUUUCUGAUUACAGUCAGUAUCAACUGAUAUGAAAUGUUAUUAGAAAUAUAAACCUUCUUGAAUUUCAUUAUUUUUCUUUGUCUCAUAAAGAGAUUCAAGACUUAUUUCAAAAAAAGAUCAUUAUUUUUCAUUACUUUUGUAGUGAAGAACUGGACAUUGAUCUGCAAGAUAUCUACUACAAGGUUCGCUGCGUGGUGUUUCCUCUUCCAUCCUUGGGGUUUAAAAGAGAUGUAUUGAGGGACAGUCCUGAUUUCUGGGGUCCUCUUUUGGUGGUUCUUUUGUAUGCAAUGCUGGCAUUAUUUGGACAGUUUAAGGUCAGUUCUCGAGUCACAUGAUGGUGUCUGCAGUUUGUUCAAUCCCUUAGUUAAUUAUGAUAUAUGAAACAGGAAAAUCAAAUGCAUUUGAAGUUCCCAUGAGUCUACUCCCUUAUCACUUAGAGUGAUAAGCAUCUUUUUUUUCCAAUAGUAUCAUCCUUGAAUUAAACAUGAAAGGUCACAAGAAUUAAGGAAAUGAUCACCAACUAAAGAAGCUCUUGAUUGUUAAACAAAUUCUCCUUGUCAGCUCAUUAGGAAAUGUAUAGAGAACAGUAAGGAGAAUAUGUAUAAUAACAUUAGAGUGUAAAGGGCUAAAGGAAAAUCUGUCCAUGGUAAGAGCUGUUUGCUAAUUGAAUGCAGUGUAGUUUGUAAAGGUGUCAGAUAAAGAGAAACUUGAUCUUGUUAAAACUAGUUACUACAGUACUGAGUCAGGUUACCUCUCUUCCUUGUAAUGCUUCAUUAAUCUUACAAUUGGCUGUUGUUUGUGCCAGGUUGUCUCUUGGAUUAUAACAAUAUGGCUGCUGGGCUCUCUCAUUAUCUUCUUGUUAGCCAGAGUACUUGGUGGAGAGGUAAGAAGUGUAACAUGCACAAAUCUGUAAUUACUGCAAAAGACCACUGUUGAUUGAUCAUGUAGUAGUGCCCUUUGCCUGCCAGUGAGAGCAAAUUUUUUUACUUUCAAUGCCACACACUUUAUUAAUGGUUACUGUUUGUGGAAACUUCUCAUUAAUAAACACAUACAAGGCAAAGUCUAUUCCCAAUCCAAAUGCCAUAAUUAACUAGAGCUCACUCCAGUUUCUCUAUCUUUAAAGCAUGGUACUCAAGCAAAACUUGGAUGCCAUAUGCAACUCACACACUUUCACACUCUCAUACACAUGCAGUGAUUAGGAUGUAAAAUUAGAGGUGUCUGGCAGAAGAGGAGGAUCUUAUUUUAAGCAUAUUCUGUGGAAACAAAAUUGUGCAAGAAAUGAAAGCAGGCAAAUUUCAUUUCUUUGAAGGUGAACUACUCUCAGUGUCUUGGUGUGAUUGGUUACUCACUUAUCCCGCUGGUGUUGACUGCAACAGCCUUGCCAUUGGUUCAUUACUUUCCCAACAUUAGCGCUGCUAUCAAGGUAUUUAUACUUCUAGUCCAGUUAAAAUAUGUAUGUAGGAAUUGUUACCAUUAAACAGAAGGAAAAGUUGGAAUCGAUCACCAAGAUCUGCAAGAAAUUUGAAAAAGUACUCGCUGCUUUUUUCAGGCCUAGUAUUUAAAUAUAAUAUAUUAAAGUUCACACAGCAACCAGGUGGACAAUCAUACAUAGUUUGAUGCUACUCUGGUUUGCAGUUCUUUUGCCAGCAGAUCUCCUGAGGUGAUUUUCCAGAUGAUAGUUGUAAAGGUGAAACAUAUUUCAAAAUACUGCAAAUAGUGUAUUGGAAGACAAUCUUUUAAAAAGGCUAUGCUAUUUCUUAGAAUCUGAAAAAAGGCAUUGAGUGGUACAUUUUUAUAGGCCUUGAUAUAUCUGCAGGAACUCCUCAUCAAUGUGUGUUGUGUAAGGUGCCUUCUGGAUCAUGAAAAAAUUUCAUGUCUUUCCCUUUCAGUUGUUUGGGGUGGUCUGGGCAUCGUACAGUGCAGGAUCUCUUCUCAUCCAGGAUGAACUAAAGAACAAAAGACUGUUACUAAUGUAUCCCAUUCUGCUCCUCUAUAUUUACUUUUUCUCUCUGUACACUGGUGCUUGAGGGCAGAGGGCAGUAUUUGAACUAAUGUCAUACAGUUGGAAUGUGCUGAUUCACUCUUAGGGUUGGGGUUACAGGGCCAGGUUGUGUUGUUGUAGGUAUCAAAAUUUACUAAAUUAUAGUGAGAAUUCUUACAAAAAAAACCUCCAACUUUUGCUAACAAGCUAAAAGAUUAGAUACACGUGAAGUACUUGGGGCAUAAGCACCUGUUGUAGCUCCUAACCAAAGUGGCUUCGUGGGCAAAUUUGCUGAACUUUGCAUGUGUUUGCAUUGUCUGUUUUUCUAAGCUGUAUGUAUUCAAAACUCAGAUUUGUGAGAUCUCUGAUUUAGCUUGGUUUAGUUUCCUACAGUUCUGAACAAGGGCUCAGUAUAUUUUGAAAUUAUAUCUUGUAGAAAAUAGGCGCUAAAAGAAAAGGGAAGGCUGAGUUAGUAAAAAACAGCCAAAUUACAGCUAGAUAAAUGUAUCAAAACUGUACAUAUAUAAAUGGGAAUUAAAACCAAUGAUGCCAAG
This is a messenger RNA of Pocillopora meandrina, 4881 nucleotides long. The record is from the annotation of a GenBank genome assembly. Lineage: Eukaryota; Metazoa; Cnidaria; Anthozoa; Scleractinia; Pocilloporidae.